Molecule: messenger RNA, 471 nt
Organism: Aspergillus melleus
Lineage: Eukaryota; Fungi; Ascomycota; Eurotiomycetes; Eurotiales; Aspergillaceae
Exons: 1
Coding region: 1-471 (156 amino acids)
Source: RefSeq, a predicted model, not a curated record
AUGCCCGAUAUCUCGAUUAGCACAGCCAGCGCCACCCCCGAAACAAAAGGUAAAACGUACCCCGAGAUUUGUAUCGCAGUGCAUCGCUUGGGUAACGGGUAUAUGACGCGAGAAAUCAGUACCGCGGAUAUGGAACAACCGAUGCGCAAGACGUGGAGACAUUUCCUUGAACUCGCCAAAGAAUCUACGUACCCUCACUGUUUCGGCAAGAGAGAUUUGAUUCUGAUGAUCCUACAAUUCAAACAGCUUGGGACAAUCACCAGACUUAAAGAAGGUGGUGGUUCAUCUGAGGAUCGAGAAGAAGAGGCGAUCUUUCCGAACGGCCAACACCUCUGGACCGAUCUUCCUUAUCUUGUGGAGGGCAUACACACCUACUGGGCAGACGAGGUUUGCAAGCUACGACCACCUGAGCUGGAGUGGCUAUCUAAUUGGACAUCUCGACUUCCUUCCGUGGGCAUUUGCCUUGCUUGA